This is a messenger RNA of Salvelinus fontinalis (brook trout), 1160 nucleotides long. Its product is annotated as rhodopsin-like. Gene Ontology annotation, cellular component: membrane. Gene Ontology annotation, molecular function: peptide binding; G protein-coupled receptor activity. Gene Ontology annotation, biological process: G protein-coupled receptor signaling pathway. The record is from RefSeq and is a predicted model, not a curated record. NCBI's taxonomy places the organism in Eukaryota, Metazoa, Chordata, Actinopteri, Salmoniformes, Salmonidae. Bases 48 to 1160 code for a protein of 370 amino acids. The transcript is spliced from 2 exons.
CAUGUUGAGCCAUCAAAUAAGGCUCAGACAUAGAUGCCUCAGAUGUGAUGGAUGCAAAGGAUUGGAUCGAAGCCUUAAUCCGAGGGCUGAUGUGCCUACUAGGGAUCCUGGGGAACAACUGGCUGGGUCUCCGCUCUCUCCCUGGACCUAAGUCCCAUCUCCGCACCAACGAGCUCCUCUUCAUCAACCUGGCCAUCUCCAACCUCAUCACCAACUACCUGGUGGAUCUCCCCGAUACCAUGGCUGACUUUGCUGGCCGCUGGUUCCUGGGGGAAGCCUACUGCGGUGUGUUCCGGUUCUGCUCGGACGUGUCGGAGACCAGCAGUAUCUUCUCCACCUUGUUUAUUAGUGUGUUCUGGUACCAGAAGCUGGUGGGCUCUCUGAAACGUGGAGGAGCUCCGGUCCAGCUAGAUAGCCUCCGUCUCGUAGCCUAUCUCCUGGCUGGCAGCUGGACAGUGGCUGGGGUCUUCAGUGUUCCACACUUCUUCUUUGUCCAGGUGGACAGUGGGAAUGAGAGCCACAAGGACUGUAUAGAAGUAUUUCCCUCCCAAACUGCAAGGCAGACCUAUGAGACAUUGUAUCUGACCCUUGCUAACGCCCUCCCCAUCGCUGGUAUAGUGUUCUCCAGCAUCCAGAUUGUGAUCACUCUGCUAAGGAACCAGAUGCGUAUCAAGGGCCUGACUUCAGACCUUCACAAGGGGACAGAUAAUGCUCUACCUAACAAGCGGGAGAAGAUGGACAGUUCUAGAAACCAGAGGAUUUCAGAUAUCCGCCCCAACCUGCCUGGUGUCUCCUGCUCUGUCCUACCUUGUGCAGGACCCUCUGUUGUACACAGCUCAAUCAGUUCCCCCCUCUACCAGGUUGAGGUUGAUGACAGCAGAGUCAGAGCUUCACCUGAUCGCCAGAGGACCUCCCAGCCUCCAGCUAAGCUCAGCCCAGGCUCAGGCACGCAGGUGAGGGCAGCCAAGAGCGUGGUGGCUGUGGCCACUGUGUUUGUGGUGUGCUGGGUGACCCACCUCUUACUGAGGAUAUCCAGCAACAUCCACACGUCCUCCGUAGUGGUGGAGGUGGCCAGCUACAUCGCAUCCUCUUACACCUGCAUCAUACCUUACAUCUUCCUCUAUGGAGUAAAGAAACUGUCUUGCUCCUGCAGAAGGUAG